Brassica oleracea var. oleracea is the source of this 794-nucleotide messenger RNA. Its product is annotated as dnaJ homolog subfamily B member 12-like. The record is from RefSeq and is a predicted model, not a curated record. The transcript has 2 exons. NCBI's taxonomy places the organism in Eukaryota, Viridiplantae, Streptophyta, Magnoliopsida, Brassicales, Brassicaceae. Bases 142 to 762 code for a protein of 206 amino acids.
GCAAUCCAUCUAUUGAUUGAAUCAUCCGAACAAGAGAUAGAGAUCAAGCAAAUAAGAAUAGAGUGUUUGUUGCUUUAGUUCUUAUUUUUGUUAUCUAGCUAUUCUUUGUUACAAGGGAACUAAGUAUAAACUCUCAACAACAUGGAUAAGGAUGAAGCGAAAAGGGCAUUGGAUAUUGCUGAGAAGAAACUUUCAGAGAAUGAUUACGUUGGAGCCAAGAAAUUUGUUUACAAGGCUCAGAGUUUAUACCCGGAUCUUGAUGGCUUGAACCAAGUGUUGAUGAUGAUCGAUGUUUAUACCUCUGCAGAAAUCAAGAUUAGUGGAGGAAUAGAAACUGACUGGUACGGAGUUCUUGGUGUUGAUUAUAAGGCUGAUGAUGAAAUAGUGAAGAGGCAGUACAAGAACUUAGCCCUUUUGCUUCAUCCGGACAAGAACAGAUUUAAUGGAGCGGAAGGCGCGUUUAAGCUGGUUUUACAUGCUUGGUCUCUGUUAUCUGACAGGGCUGAGAGAUUCCUCUAUGAUGAAAGGAGGAUGCAGAAGAAACCACCACCAAGUGCAAAGGCUAAGGAUGCGCCUUCAAAUCAGUUUUGGACAAUGUGCAGUGAGUGUAAGACACGAUGCGAAUAUUGGAGGGAUUCUUAUCUUAACAAGACCGUACUAUGUCCAAUGUGUGGUAAGACUUUCAUUGCAACCGAGCAAAUUCCACGGGCAGUUAAGAAAACCGGCAAGACCUACAAUGUAUUGUUUGGAUAUUGUAGAUGAUGAAUCUUAACUGUUUGACUUUUUUUAAGAAG